UUUGGAUGCUAGAACUUCAGUCAGUCGCUACAAGUAGAGUUUAUUAAAUUAUUUUCAUUUCAAAUCAAGUCACGCGUUAUUGUUACAGUUUAUUAGUUCUACAACUUUGCAGUGAGUUAAUAUCGCAUUAAUAUGUUACAAGUAUGAACAUGUUAGAGUAAAUAAAAGAAGGUGUGAGGCGACUAUGCUAAGCUAACCCGCCGUUGCUUGACAACCUGUUGGAUGUGCAGAUAUAAAGCAGCGGUGUGUGGAGUCAGUUCCAGGAUUGAUUAGUUUAACUGGUCAUGCUUGUUCCUGGUUGUGAGAGUCAUCCAUGUCUACUGCAGACAGGCUGCUGGUGGACGAUGUGGUCUCUCUGAGGAACCAGUUACGGAUAACUGAGAGGAAUUUGCAGGCUUUGGGAGAGCAGUUGAGUCAGUCAGAAAGUGAAAUCGUUGCUGAGCACAAAGACGGAAGUGGAUCAGAUGGUUUUCCAAGCCACCUCACAUUAGAGGACCUUCAGAGACCUGAUGCUGCACGAUCUCGAUCACAUCCAGGAAGCGUGGAGAGAACCAGCACUCCGAAACCGCGAGAGAACCCACGGAGAACAUGUUCACGUGCACACAGUGCUGAUUACAGACCUCGUUCGGCCGAGGACAUGGAGAACGAGGCGGCUCAGCUCAGGAGGAAGCUCGCGUCUGUUCGGCAGGAGAACUCCUCUCUGGUGCUGGAGAACAGGCAGCUCGUCAGCGAUCUGGAGGCUGCACAGCUCGAACUGCCCGGUUCCAGGUCCAAGUUGUGCGUGCUAGGUUCCUCUAUAGGAGCGAAGACCUCCAGCGUUUCACUGAUGAAAGAGCAGAUUCUAGACCUGGAGGCACAACUGGAGGUUCAAGUCAAGGCUCUUCGGGACGCUGAGCUACGGCGUGCAGCGAGCGAGCAGACUGUGGGACAUAGUAACAGACUGGUGGAGGAGCUCAGAGAGGAGCUGGAUGAAGUGAAAUCGGACUUGACCGAUAGAACUCGACAAUGGAAACGAAUGGAGCAGCAGAGGAACCAGGCUCUUCUAAAUGCAGAGAAACUCACAGCGGCUUUCAAAGACUACAAAGCCGACGUGGCUGAGAAAUUAAAGAAGGUAAUGGAGAACGAGGGCAAAUUGAAAUCCAGUUUGAUCGAGUGUGACCGUCAAAGAGAAGAACUGGAGAAAAGAUGCUCAGAGCUGGAGAGAGAGCGAGAGAGGACGACCGAUCGCCUCAGAGAGCUGAAGGAGGCUCGAGAACACUCCCAGUCUCUCUCUGUCGAGCGUCUGGAGUUGCAGGGCCGGAUUCAGAGAGCCGCCGAGGAGCUGGGCCAGCUGCAGAGGGAGCUGGAGAGAAAGGAGACGCAGCUGCAGGAGAACGCGGAGCUGAGGAGGGAGAGGGAGGACCUGCGGCUCCUCGGCGCCUGUCAGGAGCAGAGGCUGGCUCAGGCUCACAGGGAGAUCGAGCAGAGCAGAGCAGAACUGGCCAGUCUGGAGAGCCUGCUCGACCGGUUACAUCUCAGAGAGAAUCGGGACGGAGCGCUGUGUAUAAAUCCGUGUCUCUUACCUCCGCCGGCUUUCUCCGCCGCCACAGAGCAUCUUCAACUCAACCCAGCCGAGCGUUAUCAGAAACUGCUGGCGGCGCUGCAGAGCGUAGAGAAAGAGAAAGCGAGACAGGCGAGUGCUGCCCAGAACCUCCAGGAGAGACUGACCAGAGCUCAAGACGAGAUCUCGUCUCUCCAGACCACCAUCACACAGAGAGCCUCUCACUACCAACAGCUUCACAAUCAGCUGCUGGAUAAAGCUACUCAAGCCACCACGCUGGAGAAAGAGCUGAAGAAGAAGAACUCUCGGCUCGCCGUGCUGGAGAAACAGCUGCAGGAGAAAAGUGCUGCUUAUUCCCAAGCCGCCAUCAAAACCAGCCAACUGGAGCAGCAACUACUGGAGAAAGACAGUAGCAUCCAUCAUUAUCAGUCAGUAAUGAAGAAGAAACAGAAGGAACAUCAGGAGACCAUGGAGACGUUCAUGAUGGCCGAGACAGACAGAUCCCGAGAACUGGAGGACCGAAUGGAGCUGCUUCAGUUGUCUCUGGAUCAGAGUCGGGCCGAAGUAGCCGAGCUGAUGCAGACCGUGUCCAGUCUACAUUCAGAGAAGCAAGAAUCUCAACGUCAGGCUUGUUUACUGCAGGCGUCUGUAGCCCAGCUCACACAGGAGAUGGAUAUGAGAGCCAAGCAUGGUGAAGGAGCAAUGCAGGGUUUAAAAGAACAAGCCUCUGAAUCUGCUCGUGAGGUGAAGCAUCUGGAGACAGAACUGUCCUGCUGUAAGGGGGAGCUGAAUGGUUGCCUGCAGCGGAUCGAGACCACCAAGCGACAGCACGAGAAACAGCUGGAGCUGAAAAACUCUGAGCUGUCAGUCCUGCAGGAGGCAGUAAGGAGCAGAACUUCGGACUGUGAGAGGUGCUCUGAGGAGAACCUGCAGCUCCAGCGUGCCAUACAGAGACAGCACAGCAUGCUGCAGGAGAGCAGCACUCACAUAGCGCAGAUCGAGGACAACCAGAGCCACCUUCAGAACCAGGUUUCUCGUCUGGAGCGAGAGCUGGAGAAAGAGCGCGCCUCCUCAUUACAGCAGCUGAGGAAGAAAGACAAGGAGGUGGAGGAAACCAAAGAGGAGGUGCAAAACAAGGAGAAGCACGCUGCCGAACUCUCUGCUUCUAUACGGACGCUGAGCUCGGAGAUGAGCGCGUGUCGAGAGGAGCUGAGCGAGAUGGAGAAGGAGCUGCUGAGGCUCAGGAGGGACAGCAACGCUAAAGCUACGCAGCUCUGUCAGAUGGAGGAGACGCUCCAGGAGACCAAAGGGCUGCUGGAGAAGAAAAGUGAAAUGGUCCUCGACCUGGAGGAGAAGCUGCACCGGACCGAGGUGGACAGACGGAACUCCCUGCAGAGGGCUCAUUUGAUGGAGGAGCAGCUGAACACGGUGCGCGGGGAGCUGGCCGAUACCCGCGGGCACCUGGAGGAGCUGAGGGACGUGCUGCAGAGAACCCAGCUCACCGCCGAUCAGCGCCAGGCCACCAUCCACCAGCUGACCGUAGAGCUCAGGGAGAGCCAGCGAGAGUUGGAGGAGAGGAAUCACGAGGUCUUAGACAUGGAUACUGCACUAAAAGAGAGACAGGGAGAGCUGCAACAGAGAGCGCAACUGCUUGGUCAGCUGGAUACGGCCAUUAAGGAGCAUAAGCUGGAGAUGGAGAAGAAGGUGGAACAUCUGCAGGAGGUUCUACAGAAGACAGAGAGGAAGCUUAAAGAGAGGGAAGAAAAGGUGGCGUUCCUCACCGAGAGGCUGGAUUUAGUCCGAUCUCAGCUUCAGGGAAAGGAGGUGCUAGAACAGAGCGCGCUGGAUUAUGGGCAGCAGCUGCGCGCGUGUCGUGAGCAGCUGCAGACGAGCAUCCAGGAACUGCAGGAUGCACGCGCUCGCUCUGAAGCUCUGAGCCAGCAGCUGGAUACAGUCACACAGCUGGAGAGACAGAAGGACGUCGAGGUGCAGCAGUUGAUGGAACAGCUGGGCGUUCUUCAGAAGCGGUGGUCGCAGGCCGAGUCUCAGCUCCAGACCACCGUCCCGGCACUACAGCAGGAACUGGAGGAGCAAAGAGAAGAACAUCACAGAGAGCUCUCGGCCCUUCAGCAGACUCGAGGACAGCUGUUGAAGGUAUCGGAUCAGAUUUCCACCAGCCUGCGCGACACCCAGGAGCAGCUCGAGGAGGCCAGAGCCGACGCCAACGACCUCCGAGCUCAGCUCCGCUCCGUCCAGCAGCUUCUGCAGCACGCCAACGAGGGUCUGCUCAUUAAGGAAUCGGAGAUCACUCGUCUCCAAGCCAAGGUCUCCAGCCUGGAGAGAGAGCGAGCCUCUGAGCGCCGUAGCGCCUCACUGCACCGCGACUCCGGCACUUUUCCUGAUCUCUCUCCUCCUCUCAAGGACUCCCUCCCUCUCGCCGGCUCUACAUCCUGGACGGAAGCCUCCUCGGAUACGUCUCUGGAGCUUCCCGAGAGUCUGAAGGCCAGCGUGAGGGCGGCACUGAAGCCUCCAAGUUCUCCAUGCAGCGGCUGGCAGGGUCUGAGCCACCCUGAUCAAUCCUGUACCUCAGAGAUGACGUUUAAUCCCCUGACGUACAUGCUGGAUGGAGAGGAACCCCAGGAACCAGAGCUGGACUCUCUGUCCGGCAUGCUGAGGUUCGUUAACCAGACUCUGGCCCUGCAGGAGCAGCACUCGCACACAGUUUCUCCUCCAGAGUGAAGAUGGAUGAAGCAUUAAAGCGGAUUUCUCAGAAGCGUUUUGGAAACGUGGACGUGAAGUGUGUGUGUGUGAAGCCGUACAGUCAGACGACGAAGGCUCAUCAUGGAGUUAUUUAUGCAUUAAAGACAAUCCUGCUCACUUGAA
Trichomycterus rosablanca is the source of this 4423-nucleotide messenger RNA. It is a transcript of the gene ccdc18, whose product is annotated as coiled-coil domain containing 18. The transcript is spliced from 28 exons. The record is from RefSeq and is a predicted model, not a curated record. NCBI's taxonomy places the organism in Eukaryota, Metazoa, Chordata, Actinopteri, Siluriformes, Trichomycteridae. The coding region runs from base 314 to 4279 and encodes 1321 amino acids.